CGCUGUUUUUCUGGUCGACUUGUUCACAAUCGGCAGCAUUUCCGUCCUGAAAGCAACCCCGUAGGAGCUGGUUGUGACGGCAGUCCUUUUGUGCUCUCUCUCUGUCCAUCGCAGGCUUUCUAUUGCAUAUACGGCGGGACCCUCGGGUGUCUUCAUUGCAGCACUCCCUUUCCACGCACCGACACAACCGCUCGGCUUGCCGACAUGCGUACGUGUUAUUACGAACUGCUCGGCGUCGAGCGAAAAGCCGACGCCUCGGAGCUGAAGAAGGCGUAUCGACGGAAGGCCCUAGAGCUGCACCCUGACAAGAAUAUUGACCGAAUUGAGGAAGCUACGCACCUGUUUUCGCAGGUGCAGCAGGCGUACGAGGUCCUCUCAGACGAACAAGAGCGUGCUUGGUAUGACUCGCAUAGGGACGCAAUUCUGAGAGGCGAUGAAGACUCGAUUGGAGAAACAGCGGGCGGAAGCGCCGCGUACAUGGACGUCACAACCACCGAUGUCUUAAUGCGCUUCUUCAGCGCCUCUUCGUACUCCGGGUAUGGCGACGGCCCCAAGGGGUUCUUCGCAGUCUUUGGCGACCUCUUCCGCCGACUGGAACACGAAGACGAAGAAGCCGCCGCAAACGACUCUGAGGCGCUUGUUGAGGAAGUGGAGGAGGUUGCGGAGACUCGCACGGACUUCGGCACGUCCACCGAGGCAUAUGAGGGCCGACCGCGGGAUUUCUACAAUAAGUUCCUCAACUAUGUGACUGUGAAGUCCUUCAGGUGGCAUGACAAACAUCGGCUGUUUGACGCGCCGGAUCGCCGUGUCCGGCGUUUAAUGGAAAAGGAGAACAAACGCGCCAGGGAACUCGCACGACGGGAGUUCAACGACGCAGUGCGGAGCUUAGCAGCCUUCCUCCGCAAACGGGAUCCCCGUUACAAGGAGUGGAAGGACAAGCAAGGCGUCGUGGACGCGCAGAAGCAGGCUGAGCUGCAGAGGAAGAAGCGAGCGGAAGAGACGAAGCGGGAACGUGAACUCCGCGCGGACGAUUAUGUCAUUCCGGAAUGGGCCAAGAUUGCGGAGAAGGAUCACCACGCUGCUCUUGAGCUGCAGGAGGAGGAGGAGAUUGAAGAGCUGUAUUGCGUGGCUUGUGAUAAGGGGUUUCGGAGUGAGAAGCAGUUUGAGAACCAUGAACGGUCAAAGAAGCACAUCCGCAACGUGGAGCUUCUGCGCCGAGAGCUCCUGGAAGAUGACGGGAUACUCCGGGAUGAUGAUGAGGACGACGACCUCUCGUCGGAAGGCGAUACAUUCCACGAUGCCGUUGAAGAACUGGUGGACGAGGAUGAGAGGGAUGAGAAGGAUGAGACCCCGACGGAACAGGUUUCAGAAAUAAUGCCUAUCCCCGCAUUCACAGCAGAAGCAGAACGCCUAUCUUCGCCUUCCCCGCCGCCAGAACCAACCCCGCCGCGCGGACGUAAAGCAAAGAAGAAGAAGCAAAAGAAGCAGCAACGCUUCGGGUGGGCGCAGUCAUCUGACAACGAAGAAGAGGAAGCUCCAGCAACGCCACCCCCUGCCAAACCCGACCCAAUACCUUCCAAACCUGCUUCCGACGACGGAUACCCAGAUGCCGACCCCACCGACGCCGCCGUCGACAGUCUCGCGGACGCCUUGCAUCAAACCACACUAGAUGAUGUCUCCAGCGUCGACUCCCAACCGUCCAAAUCCAACGGGCCAGGGAAAGGUAAAGCGAAACAGAAACGCGCGGAGCGACAGGCGAAGAAGGCGGCUGCGGCCGCGAAGGAGAAGAAUGCGGGGUCGACGAACUGUAAUGUGUGUGGCGAGGCGUUUUCGUCACGGACAAAGCUUUUUGAGCAUAUCAAGAGGUCGGGGCAUGCGUUGGCUGGGUGAGGCGUUGGAAGUAGGAGGGUCGUAAUGUAGGAAUCGUUUAGUGUCGUGCAUGUACAUACCAUAUCAUUAUCCGUAUCAGUCAAUGAUCAUUCUUGAUGUUCG
Messenger RNA from Fimicolochytrium jonesii, 1992 nucleotides. RefSeq names its product DnaJ domain-containing protein. The coding region runs from base 205 to 1890 and encodes 561 amino acids. The transcript is spliced from 6 exons. Gene Ontology annotation, cellular component: cytoplasm. Gene Ontology annotation, molecular function: zinc ion binding; nucleic acid binding. NCBI's taxonomy places the organism in Eukaryota, Fungi, Chytridiomycota, Chytridiomycetes, Spizellomycetales, Powellomycetaceae. The record is from RefSeq and is a predicted model, not a curated record.